Molecule: messenger RNA, 2691 nt
Organism: Fusarium odoratissimum NRRL 54006
Lineage: Eukaryota; Fungi; Ascomycota; Sordariomycetes; Hypocreales; Nectriaceae
Exons: 4
Coding region: 191-1009 (272 amino acids)
Source: RefSeq, a predicted model, not a curated record
GGAUAACAUCAUCGAGCCCAUUAGCGCGACCUCACUUGAAUCAUUCGCUCAAGCUGACUGGUUCAAUGUGAGACAAGUCCUUUCGUCUUAUCUCCCCUCCCCAUCCCUUCCCUUCUCUUUUCCUUCCAAACUUAUUCUUCUUCUUCUUCUUCUGGGCUCCAAGUGAGCCUACAGUGUUUGGCCAUGCACGAUGGAAGCGGAUUAUAGACCGAAUGUCUAUGCUUCUAUCUUUAUUACCCUGCCGCUUGCUGCGCUGGUGCUAGUGCUGAGAUUGCUGGCGAGACGGACGACGCGGGCGGGUUAUGGGAUUGAUGAUUGGUUGGCGGUUGUUGCGUUUAUUGGAGCUCUCGCGUACUCGAUUGACAACCUAGUCUUCCUUUUCGGCUUCGGACUCGGUCGCCCGCUAAAAGAUGGCCCGUCGCAUCUUACCGAAGAAGAACGACUCGAACGAUCAUACCUCCUCAUUUGGCUGAGCAGCCUAACGUAUACCAUAGGCAUCGGCUUCGCCAAAUUCGCCAUCUUAACAUUUUAUUGGCGACUCUUCAAAUACUCUAGUUCGCGCAUCGCAAUCCAAGCUGUCCUCGUUCUCUGUGUCGCAUGGUUCAUCGUCCGAAUACUCCUGUUGACACUGUCAUGUAUGCCGACGUCAGCCUACUGGGAUCUCGCCCGACGAGCUACCCACUGCCAUGUCACGAGCAAUAUUUAUUUCUUCUCCACUGGUCUUACGCAUGCUGUUCUGGAUGUUGUUAUUCUUGUUCUCCCUCUGAUUGAAGUCAUCAAAAUGCAUCUUCCGCUUGGUCAAAAGCUUGCUGUUAUUGCCCUCUUUGGCUUUGGUGCUCUUGUUUGUGUUUUGUCGAUUCUUGUCAUCCAUAAUUCGUUCCAGUACAAUGGCAGUUCAAAAGAAAUCGCCCUCAAGAUCGGUUAUCACGGGUCUUUGGCUGCAGCAGAAUGUAAUCUCGCGAAUGUUUCGGGUAUAUCACACCAACCCAAUAUUGCGAAUCUCAAUUGACGCCCUCUAGUUUCGCUACCAAUGCUGCGACCCGUAUUCCGAAAAAUUGUCCCAUCCUCAUUUCUUGCUUCUCACAGAAGCAAGCGCGCAGUCGUCGACUCAGCAUUAUCACCAGAAUACGGCAUCAAGGGCAGUCGCGGCACUAAAGCAUCAGUACAGAACGGCUCAAGUUCUGUGUGCGAAUUUGUAAUGAAUGAUGAUAUCCCAGCGGGAUACGACAUUGAGGCUUCACAUGCUGGGUGGAGUUAUGGGACAGAGAUCACAAUUUCCAGUCCGUGGAGACAUCAAACGCCUCCACCGACAGUAAACGAGGGAUUGGAUGGGAUACAAAUAUCAGAAGAAACGACAGUUCACGUUGAACGCAUAGGGCCUUGUCCAUAAUCGGCUCAGUAAACGAAUAAAAUUAAUAUUGCUUCAUUGAUGUCAUAACUCUUUGCAACGUGAGGCAUCUCUUACUAGUAUCUCAGACUACAGCUUUGAAGGAACAUUCGAUGUAUCGCAUCCGCAACUGUCGGAAGCCUCUGCCUUCUUGUUCUCAACAAGAGUGCUCUGGUUCACGCUCUGCUCGCUAGGUGGCACGUCCAGCGCAGGGUUCUUUGUGAAGAAGUUGACGGGCUUGAGAUGCACCUUGAGAAUCUCAACCGGCAUGACAGGGAAGUCUUCGAUGCGUGGGAUGUGGUUGAUACCGAAUUGCACCCAAAGCACAAUAUCAGACUCCGGUGUCAGUGAUUCAUUCCUUUCUGCCCAAGUUCUCACGCCUGUGCCUCCACGAGACUGGUUGGUGUACCAUCCUCCCGCGUACAGUUCGCGGUCGCGAUGUGUGGUGACAUAAAUAUUAUGGUCUGCAAACUCAGCACGCUUAUGCAGGAAGCUGUCUUCAUCGCCCAUGAGCUUCUGGAAAGGCGGUGCCAUAAUCUUGUAGCCCACGGGCUUGCCGUUGAUAGGGUUGAGUGAGUUGGGGUUGGUGAUCUUGUAGACCCGACUAAGGUCAUAAUCGAUAUCCAAACCAGCUGUCUUGUCAAUGGUCUUCUCCACGACUUCGUAGCCAAUACCAUGAGGGUUCAGGUGAGGAUCACGAGGUAUUCUAUGGGCUUCGCUGUAUACCAGCUGAUUCGUAUGGCCGUCAAUCAUGGGAUCAACUCGUAAGGAGAAGAUAUGCUGAUGAACGCCAGCCAGGACACCAGGGUGUACAACGGUGCCAAAUGGCACUCCUGUCUUGUCCAGCUCGUGGUCAAUCGGCUGUGUAGACAGGAUACCUGUGGCGCGGACUUCAUAUGUGACCUCUCCUGCUUGGUUGAACAGGAACAUGAGGAUAUACUCAUAGUUCGAAACCGUGAUGAUGGACUGCAAGACAAGCUCCCGUGCCCGUACAACAGCAGCUCUUCCGGUUCUGUAGUUGGUGUGCUUCCAUCCAAUACCAGCAUCUUGCUCAUGAAUACAGAUCACGUUCUCCAUUGGCAACGGCCUUCCUUGAUCGUCGCAGAUCACACCACUGAGGUACUGAAUGCUGCCUAAGCAAUCACAGCCUAGCUUGAGGUUGUUUGCUGUAGCACCAGCACCGGCAUCACCCAAGUCAAAUGCUGACUUCUUGUGGAACGGGUGUCGUGGAUCACCGUAGGGCACGCUCAUGUCUGACAGGGAUAGUCUGUAGAAUAAGGGACGGUUGUCAUACUUGACGUUGU